AAAAAUAUCGCCCACCUGAGCAGCAGGAGGGGUCCUCCAGUAUGGAGCAGAGGAGGUCACAGUACCUCCACGUGAAAGAAGAGGAGCCACAGCCCCCCUACUUUAAAGUGGAGGAAAAACAGCGGCUGUCCCCCCACUUCAUAGAGGAAGACAAGAGACACCUGAUCAGUGUGACGAGUGAAGAUGAUGAGGUCAAAGACGUCUGUGAAGAACAUCUUCACCCUGAGCAACAGAAGUGGAGCUUCAGGAUGCGGACAGAGGAGCCACCGCCCUCCCACAUUAAGAAGGAAGAGGAAUACCCACUGAUACCCCAUUUUAAAAAGGAAGAGGAGGACCCACUGACACCCCAUUUUAAAAAGGAAGUGGUGGAUCCACUGACCCCUCACUCUAAGGAGGAAGAGGAGGACCCAGUGACCCCUUACAUUAGAGAGGAAGAGGAGGAAGAGGGCAUCAGUCAGCCUAAAUGGUUGGAGGAGUUCCCAGUGACUGGUGUCCCUGUGAAGAGUGAAGAUGAUGAGGUGAAAGGUGAAAGUGAGGAGAGGGGAGGGGGGGAGCCUCCAAGCAGCAGCUCAACACAACACAUGACAACAGAAGCUGAUGGAGACCACUGUGGAGGAUCACAAGCAGACAAGCUCUUAGCUCCACUAUCAGAUAGUGAGGACACAACGUCACACUCUCCUGACACUGAUGAUGAAGACUCUAAAGAUGAUAAGACAUGUCACACUGACAACACUCACUUCACAUCUUCUCACUCUCACAAAACUUUUAAAUACCAAAGUCGUCUGAAAAGACAUAUGAGAAGACACACUGGAGAAAAACCUUUUACUUGUUCAAUCUGUAGUAAAGGUUUUGUAAAAAGUAGCUAUUUGAAAGUACACAUGAGAACACACACUGGAGAAAGACCUUUUUUAUGUUCAAUCUGUGGUAAAGUUUUUAUUCGAAGGUACUAUUUAAAAUCACACAUGAGUACACACACUGGAGGAAAACAUUGUUCCUGCUCAGAAUGUGGUAAAAAUUAUACUCAAAGCCAUAAUUUGAAAACACACAUGAGAAUAGACACUGGAGAAAAACCUUUUUCAUGUUCAAUCUGUGGUAAAAAUUUUACUCGAAGGCAAAAUUUUAAAACACACAUGACAAUACACACUGGAGAAAAACCUUUUUCAUGUUCAAUUUGUGUCAAAAAUGUUACUCAAAGGCAAUCUUUGAAAGUACAUAUGAGAUUACACAAUGGAGAAAAAAAAUGUUUCCUGCUCAGACUGUGGUAAAAGUAUCGUACUAAAUCAAAGUUUAAAAGUACAUAUGAGAACACACACUGGAGUAAAACGUUUUUCAUGUUCAAUCUGUGGUAAAAAUUUUACUCGAAGGCAAAAUUUUAAAACACACAUGACAAUACACACUGGAGAAAAAACCUUUUUCAUGUUCAAUUUGUGUUAAAAAUUUUACUCAAAGGCAAUCUUUGAAAGUACAUAUGAGAUUACCACUGGAGAAAAUAAAAUUUCCUGCUCAGAA
Messenger RNA from Nerophis ophidion (straightnose pipefish), 1509 nucleotides. Its product is annotated as zinc finger protein 510-like. The transcript is spliced from 2 exons. The record is from RefSeq and is a predicted model, not a curated record. Bases 42 to 1265 code for a protein of 407 amino acids. Lineage: Eukaryota; Metazoa; Chordata; Actinopteri; Syngnathiformes; Syngnathidae.